AUGCUGCGCGGCAUUCUUCUUCUAUUGGUCGGGGCUUAUCAACAGCUGACCUCUGCUUCCACGAUGCCGAAAAAGUUCGGAACAAAUUCGAAAUCACAAGAAGCCCGUGAAAGACGAGAAACCACGAAAGAACUUCAGAAAGCAAAGCAUGCUGAGGCUGAAGAAGCCGCUUUUUGGGAAGACAACGACAAGCAUGUCAAUCGUAAGCUUCAAAGAAAGGAUGAACGAGAAGCCAAGCGGCUUGAGGCUAUUGAGAAAAAGCAACAGCUCAGAAAACUUCAUGAUGCUGAAAUGAACAGCUUACAAGGUUGUAAAUCUAAGCCUGCAUCUCAAACUGCAAGUAAACUUACGCAGUCUCAGAUAGCUGCUGCGCGUCAAAGGCUGAACGAACAGUUAGCUUCCCUAAAUUCGAAGAAGGAUGUUGAGAAACCCACUCCAUUAAUGAAGAAUCCAAAUUUGGAUGAGGUUAUUGUUGUAGAAGCAAGAACGGUCGAGGACGCCAUUGAGGCAUUGAAGAUUAACAAUGAUCCGACUGAUCGGCAUCCGGAGAAACGUCUAAAAGCAGCAUACCUAGCCUACGAGGAGAGGAUGUUGCCAGUGCUCCGCGAAGAGAAUCCGGGAAUGCGACUGUCACAGCUCAAACAAAUGGCUUUCAAAAAUUUUCAGACAGCACCGGAAAAUCCUAACAACCAGGGGCAUAAGCGGUACAAUGAGAAGUAA
Molecule: messenger RNA, 720 nt
Organism: Mesocestoides corti
Lineage: Eukaryota; Metazoa; Platyhelminthes; Cestoda; Cyclophyllidea; Mesocestoididae
Source: the annotation of a GenBank genome assembly